AUGAGAUACAUCGUUUCUGUCGACAUUGGCACGACCACUAUUCGGGCGUGUUUGUACGACGAGAAAUGUCGGCUUGUGGAAACAGCAUCGGAUAAAAUUCACAUUGAAAUUUCUGGCGAGAAGGAAGUUCGAGUCGAAAUUGAUCCUGAUAUGUUAUUCCGUCAAUUUGUCGAAGUUGUCUCCAGCGUACAGCCAACAACGAAACCCACACAAAAAUCAUCUGCUGGAGUGAUGGAAGAGCAAGAGCUGCGUGCACGCAAUGGAACAAAUCGUUCACCAUGA
Messenger RNA from Strongylus vulgaris, 282 nucleotides. The record is from the annotation of a GenBank genome assembly. Lineage: Eukaryota; Metazoa; Nematoda; Chromadorea; Rhabditida; Strongylidae.